This is a messenger RNA of Protopolystoma xenopodis, 396 nucleotides long. The record is from the annotation of a GenBank genome assembly. NCBI's taxonomy places the organism in Eukaryota, Metazoa, Platyhelminthes, Monogenea, Polystomatidea, Polystomatidae.
AUGCGUGUAUGCGAUCGGUGUGUUGUACCGAAUGUAGACGUGCAUGUCUGUCAAACAUUUCUCCUUUUUGCAUCUCUCGGAGCGGGACAGAGUGAAACUCGUCUUUGGUCGUUGAAACAGCUGACAAAUCAUACAACCGACGAUAGAGACCGAUUGCUAAACGAAUCUGAGCCGGCCGGUUUGGUGCCGAUUUUCUUGCUCUAUUUCGUCGGGCAUACGCCACAUGAACGCCGAACGAGAAAUGCUUCUUCUCACAGUUUCGCUGGCCUAUGCAUCCUUCACGCUACAGAACCAGGUGUCACACAUCUUGGCCACGAGACCGGGCGAUUGCAGCGUCGCGCUUGUUGCCGGCUUGAGGCGAGGUGUAGAAUUACCAUGCCAUCCGAAAUGAGGUGA